Messenger RNA from Anthostomella pinea, 342 nucleotides. The record is from the annotation of a GenBank genome assembly. NCBI's taxonomy places the organism in Eukaryota, Fungi, Ascomycota, Sordariomycetes, Xylariales, Xylariaceae.
AUGCAGAUCUCGUCCCUCUUCCUAGGCCUCCUCGGUCUCGCGCUCGGCACGGCCAUACUACCGCAGCGCAGAACCACAGAAACUAUCACCUACACGCUCCCCGACGGCCACGGCGUGAACGGCACCAUGGUCAUCGACAAGUCCAAGGCGAAGGACUACUUCAAGAGCGCCACGGCGUCGACCUCGACCAAGGACAGCGGCGUGGUCGGUUCCCUCACCACGCACAGCGCGCAUUCGAACACGGGCAGUGUCGAUGUUGCGGACGAUGUCCCGCAGUGCUCGCAGGACUGCUCCAAGUGGUGUUCCGGGACCAUCAUACUGGGCCCUAUCUACUGGAUAUAA